Molecule: messenger RNA, 653 nt
Organism: Ceraceosorus guamensis
Lineage: Eukaryota; Fungi; Basidiomycota; Exobasidiomycetes; Ceraceosorales; Ceraceosoraceae
Exons: 1
Coding region: 75-539 (154 amino acids)
Source: RefSeq, a predicted model, not a curated record
GCUUUGACUAGACUCACGACUCAUCAGACUACAAUGACUCUUUCGGUGCUUCGUUGGCCUAUCGACUUGACUACAUGCACUCACUCGCGACUCCUUCUACCAAGUCGUCAAGAGCACCAGCAUGCACUGAACUACUACCAUGGCUCGAGGCGCUCGAUCGAAGCUCCUCUCUUCCACGCGAGAUAAGGCACACAGACGCAGCUUUGCGCGCUGUGACGCACGCUUGCCUACAAGGUUCACCCGCUCCAGCUUCCUGCCAUCCAUGCAGCACUUGCAUCGAAUCGGGUCACGUGACGACAGCAAGACUGUUCAAGGCCCGGAACUCACUCAUAACUCAAGACUCGAGACUCGAGACGCUGACCUUUGUAGAUUCGUCGUCGAGAUUAGGCCUGACGAAUCGUUUGCCUAUUCUAAAACAUGCUCCAUGCCCGUGCCACGAGCCUUCGAUGCAACCCGUGCCGCCACAAGAAUCACCGCGACCAACAAGCCCGCUUUCGUUGCGACGUGACUUUUGGCUUGGCUCGAAGCCUUUACUCUGACUGGUAUGUGCGAGGUUCCGUCAACUGGAUACCUUUAUCGCCCAAGUGUCAAUCGAUGGGUCCCGUUCUGACUGCCGAACUUGAUCUGGUGACAUUUGCUAGCAAUACAUGACC